Messenger RNA from Sinocyclocheilus grahami, 2234 nucleotides. Its product is annotated as pro-neuregulin-1, membrane-bound isoform-like. The transcript is spliced from 11 exons. The record is from RefSeq and is a predicted model, not a curated record. Lineage: Eukaryota; Metazoa; Chordata; Actinopteri; Cypriniformes; Cyprinidae. Bases 189 to 2234 code for a protein of 681 amino acids. Gene Ontology annotation, molecular function: chemorepellent activity; protein tyrosine kinase activator activity. Gene Ontology annotation, biological process: intracellular signal transduction; cell differentiation; activation of transmembrane receptor protein tyrosine kinase activity.
CACGACGCGAUGACCCGUCCUUUGUCGCGUCGCGGUGGGGAAAUCCUCGCACGCGGCUGAGAUCUCUCUCUCACCCCGCCUCCUGUAAUACGAUCAGCUGAAAAGCCAUCAGAACCCACGCUCCUCUCUGUUCACUCCUUCUGGUCCACUUUAAUUCAUCCAGCUGAACGCAAGAAACGCGCGCGAGGAUGCGGGCGAUUCCGUCAGAACGCAGUCCUUUCUCGGUCUCCGCUCUCUGUGGAGUGGCUGUAUGUUUGUCCAUGUGGACGUGCGCGGUCCAGUGUGAGAGCUUCGCUUGUUCUCCGCCCGCGGCGUCAGUGCAGGAGCUCGCGCGCCGCUCAGGGGUCGUGUUUGAGGGGAAGCUGCAGGAGGAAGAGCGAGCAGAGCGGAACUGGACUGAAACGCGGGGUGAGUCGCCGGUGAACGUGUCGCGGCAGGUGCGCAUCAGAGUGCAGCAGGUGUGGCAGCUGAAGGCGGGAGGGCUGCUCAAGGACUCUGUGGUGUCUCUCAUCUGGUUUGAAGAUGGCAGAUGUGUCCAUCUCAACACCGGGAUCCAGUACAUGUUCUUUAUGGAACCCACAAAUGACACGUCCGUGUUCACGGCAGUUUUCCCGCCGGUGGAGACCAAGCGCACCGUGAGGAAGAAUGUGAGUCAGGUGCUCUGUCAGGACUGCGCGGAACCCAAGUUAAAGGACCUGCGGAGCGUGACAGUGGAGGAUGGAAAAAAGACCGUACUGAAGUGUGAGAUUGUGGCGGGAAAUCCAGCUCCCAGCAUUAAGUGGUACAAGAACGGAAAAGAACUCACAGGCAAAAACAAACCCAAAGGCAUAAAGAUUAAAAAAAAGAAACAGGGGAAAAUAUCUGAACUGUUGAUCAGGAAGUCCACAGAAGCAGAUGCUGGUUUAUACACCUGUGAGGCAGUCAACAACCUUGGAAAAACAAAUACUACAGCAAGCCUAACCAUCAGGAAAUCGGCCACCAGCACCACUCCCUCAGCCAAGACCUCCAGUCAUGUGACGCGCUGCAGCGAGAGCGAGAGGAACUACUGCGUGAACGGCGGCGAAUGCUUCACGCUGGAGGUCACACCCGGCAACAUCAGACGCCUCUGCAGGUGCUCCAAUGAGUUUACUGGUGAUCGCUGCCAAAACUACGUAAUGGCCAGCUUCUACAAACAUCUUGGGAUUGAAUUUAUGGAAGCUGAGGAGCUCUAUCAGAAACGCGUUUUGACUAUAACAGGCAUCUGCAUCGCUCUUCUAGUUGUUGGCAUCAUGUGUGUGGUGGCUUACUGCAAAACAAAGAAACAGAGGAAAAAGCUGCAUGAUCGUUUGCGGCAGAGUUUACGCGAGCGAAACGCUGUGGCCAAAGGCCCUCAGCACCGCCACUCUCCACCCGAAAACCUGCAGCUGGUCAAUCAUUACAUGCGGGAAAAUACCAACCCUCCUCAUGUGCAUGUGAUGGACAAAGAAAUGGAAACAUCUAUCUCCACAAAUGAGUUCACCUCAUCAACACAUCCGUCCUCUGCUGUCACUCACUCCUCCAGCCAGUGCUGGAGUAAUGGGAAAGCAGAGAGUGUGGUUUCUGACAGUCACGCAGUCCUGGUCAAGUCAUCGGUGGAGAACUGCCGGCACGGUACGUCCGGUCACAGGGGGCGUCUGAAUGCUACCGGAGGAGUCCAUCAGCUCAACGAUCACCUGAAGAGCUGCAGAGAGACCCAGGGCUCCUGCAGAGACUCCCCCUACAGCCAGAGGUAUGUUUCGGCCAUGACUACACCCAGCUGCUUGUCCCCCGCGGGGCUUCUCUCUCCAGCGACGCCCUCCUCGCCUCCCUCCGAGAUGUCGGCUCCUCUGUCCAGCCUGGCGACCUCCGUUCCUUCCAUGGCAGCGAGUCCCUCGGAGGAGGAGCGCCCCCUGCUGUUCCGGACCCCACCGAUCCUGCGUGACAAAUCCGGUCUAAAUCAGUCAGGCCAUAACCUCCGCAACUCGGCUCACUACAAUCAUGGCCUGGAGCUGCCCAGCCCUGCGGCCAGCCCUCUGCACAUUGUGGAGCAGGAGGAGAGUGCACAGCAGUACCAAAGCACAGCCGCAGCGUCCCCCCCACACAGUCCCACUGCAGGCCACCGUAGCUCAAGAACUCAGCCGAGUGAAGAGAUCAAAUCAUCUGGGCUGAAAGCAAACCAAAAGGUGACUUAUUUUUUCUUGCCAUGCAGUCUCUUGAUUUUUGGUCUGAUGGUCUGA